GCUGAGAAAGCCUCCAGCUAACUUGACUUCAAGUGAUACCCGUCCUGUGGAUGGAUUAACGAAGUGCUGGUUGACUGGCCUCUGUGCUGCAAGUAGCUUCCAACAUUCGCCUAAAGCUCUCCAAGUCAUACGAGGCACAUGGAGUUGACKGAGACCAACCGUGGUCACUCAGGAGCGCACAAUUUAGCCUUCCAGAAUGACGGUGAUGGUGUGGAUCUUACAAAUCUGAAAGACCUAGGAGACAAUUCACAGAGAAUCAAGAAUUCACAAAAUAAGAAACCAGUGCUUACUAAUCAGGGGGAUGAAUACAUCAAUAUUGAGAGUGAUCUGCAUGAAAACAAAGGUGCCUCCAUAGAUGAUGAGCAACCACACUCAAAAGGGCUUUUACAAAAAGAGUAUGAUAAGAUCUAUGAAUUUUACAAGAAACAUAAAACUAGAAUUCACUAUGUGAUCUAUGGACUUUUAAUAACAGCAUACUUGGCAGUAGUUAUUGCAGCCUGCAGCUUGAAUUUUCAGAGAGCCUUGCCGCUCUUUGUCAUCACAGUCCUAGCGAUUUUCUUCAUCUGCUGGGAUUUUUUAAUUGCCAAGUAUGAAGACAGAAUUUCUGCGUUCUUUUCCCCUGGAGAAAGAUACAUGAAAAAACAGUGGUUUUGGCUGAAAUGGGUAUUCUGUGCAGUUCUUAUUAUAAUUAUCGUCUUCUGGCUCAUCUUUGACACAACAAAACAAGGAUCUCGUCAGCUAAUCUCCUUUGGUGGGCUUGUGAUGUAUGUUCUCCUGAUGUUUAUCUUUUCCAAAUACCCAACCAGAGUUGCUUGGAGACCAGUAUUUUCAGGAAUAGGAAUGCAGUUUAUUCUUGGGCUUCUUAUUCUGAGGACCAAAGUGGGUUUUGAUGUAUUUAACUGGCUAGGCAUUCAGAUCCAGACUUUUCUGGAGUACACUGAUACAGGUGCCAAGUUUGUGUUUGGUGACAAAUACACAGAUCAUUUCUUUGCUUUUAAGGUAUUGCCAAUUGUGGUUUUCUUCAGUACAGUCAUGUCUGUGCUUUACCAUGUUGGAUUCAUGCAGUGGCUUAUUGGAAAGGUUGGUUGGGUAAUGCACAUUUUCAUGGGGACAACUCCUGUUGAGUCUCUGGUAGCUGCAGGUAACAUCUUUGUGGGACAGACAGAGUCUCCUCUCCUGGUACGGCCCUACUUACCAUAYGUCACCAAAUCUGAACUCCAUGCAGUCAUGACAGCAGGAUUCUCAACUAUUGCUGGAAGUGUCUUAGGGGCAUAUAUUUCUUUUGGGGUUUCCUCCUCCCACCUACUGACUGCUUCUGUCAUGUCAGCACCAGCAUCAUUAGCUGCCUCCAAAUUAUUCUGGCCUGAAACUGAAAAGCCUUUGAUAACUCUGAGGAAUGGCCUACAAAUGGCAAAAAGUGAAUCGAAGAACCUGCUGGAAGCAGCCAGUCAGGGUGCGUCUACCUCCAUCAGACUGGUAGCAAAYAUCGCCGUGAAUCUGAUCUCCUUCCUUGCCCUGCUGAGCUUCMUUGACUCAGCCCUUUCUUGGCUGGGCAGCUUGUUUGACUAUCCACAGUUGAGCUUUGAGAACAUUUGUGCUCAUGUCUUCAUGCCAUUCUCCUUCAUGAUGGGAGUAGAUUGGGAAGACAGUUUUAUUGUUGCUGGACUACUAGGUUACAAAACUUUCUUCAAUGAAUUUUUGGCUUAUGAGCGCCUUUCAAAACUGAUUCAAAACCGAGAAAAGGGUGGAAGCAUGUACAUUAAUGGUGUGAAACAGUAUAUGACAGUUCGCUCUGAAGUCAUCGCCACCUAUGCUCUUUGUGGGUUUGCCAACUUUGGCUCCCUGGGACUGGUAAUAGGAGCCCUGACAAGCAUAGCUCCCUCAAAAAAGAAGGAAAUAGCCGAUGGAGCUUUGAGAGCAAUGAUUGCCGGAACUGCAGCCUGUUUCAUGACAGCCUGUGUUGCAGGAAUGCUGACUGUGCCUGUUCUGGAAGUUCCUUGCCAUGUCUUAUUAGGAAAUGCUUCCAACUUCACAGRUUUCCCUGCCCACAGCACAGAGCUAGUUAAAUGCUGCCAACGUCUCUUCACCAGUACAAGUCAUUUGGAGGAGGUCUUUCCUGGAGGAAACUACAGCCUGAGUUCCUGGAAAAUGUGUUGCCAAAUACUGGGUCAACCUGCUUCUCAUUGCACUUAGGUUAAGUUUUAAUUUUUUUGAGAGGAUAGAUCAUAAAUAAGAACUGUGUUCCUUGGAUGAAAGGAAAUAAAAAAAUUUCCUUUGCCACCAUGAGUGUGAAUUUCCCUCAUACAAUCUUUCAUCUCAUACCAGCCCAAUUUCUCUGACUUGACUGGAAUUACUCAUAAAUUAAACUGGGAUAGGGGGAAGACACCUCUUGCUGUAGAAUUCUUUCAUUAAAAAUCAGAAUAGUAGAACAUUUCUAAACCUGAUUC
Messenger RNA from Malurus melanocephalus (red-backed fairy wren), 2447 nucleotides. RefSeq names its product solute carrier family 28 member 3 (gene SLC28A3). The record is from RefSeq and is a predicted model, not a curated record. Gene Ontology annotation, cellular component: membrane. The transcript has 18 exons. Lineage: Eukaryota; Metazoa; Chordata; Aves; Passeriformes; Maluridae. The coding region runs from base 139 to 2193 and encodes 684 amino acids. Gene Ontology annotation, molecular function: purine-specific nucleoside:sodium symporter activity; pyrimidine- and adenosine-specific:sodium symporter activity. Gene Ontology annotation, biological process: purine nucleoside transmembrane transport; pyrimidine nucleoside transport.